Molecule: messenger RNA, 1158 nt
Organism: Coniophora puteana RWD-64-598 SS2
Lineage: Eukaryota; Fungi; Basidiomycota; Agaricomycetes; Boletales; Coniophoraceae
Exons: 14
Molecular function (GO): oxidoreductase activity, acting on CH-OH group of donors; flavin adenine dinucleotide binding
Source: RefSeq, a predicted model, not a curated record
GAAUGCGUCGUUCUGAGCGCGGGGGCUCUCGGGACUCCUCAAAUUCUCGAACGUUCUGGCGUUGGCUCUGCCACUCUCCUCCGGCAGCUUGAUAUCAAGGUCGUCAGUGACCUCCCCGGUGUUGGUGAGAAAUAUCAGGACCAUUUGUCCACGCUAUCUAUCUUCCGUGUUUCAAAUGAGAGCUCGACGCCUGAUGACUUUUUGCGUGGCGAUCUUUCCGCUCAAAAAGAGCUGUUUUCAGAAUGGGAGAUUUGCCCGGAGAGAGCACGUCUGUCAUCCAAUGCAAUCGACGCAGGCUUCAAGAUUCGCCCCACUGAAGAGGAACCUAAAGAGAUGGAACCCGAGUUCAACAAACUUUGGGGCACUUAUUUCAAGGACAAACCUGACAAGCCUAUCAUGUUUUGUGUGAUUGUUGCUGGAGCAUAUGCAGAUCACACUCUUUUACCGCCUGGGAAGUAUAUCACGAUGUUCCAGUAUCUUGAAUACCCCGCAAGUCGCGGCAAGAUUCAUAUUCAAUCUGCCAACCCUUACGCCGAGUCCUUCUUUGACAGUGGCUUCAUGAGCGAUAAAGCCGACUUCGCCCCGAUCAGGUGGAGCUACAAGAAGACCAGAGAAGUGGUCAGGAGGAUGGACGCUUUUCGCGGCGAACUGACUUCGCACCAUCUCCACUUCCACCCAGCGUCCCCGGCAGCAUGUAAGGGCAUCGACAUUCAGACGGCGAAGCAGAUCCUGCCGAAUGGGCUCACUGUCGGAAUACACAUGGGAACAUGGCACAGGCCCUCUGAGCCUUACGACGCAAGCAAGAUCCACUACGAUAUCAAAUACACGAAGGAGGACGAUGCUGCCAUAGAUGACUGGAUCGCCGAUCACGUCGAAACAACAUGGCACAGUCUUGGAACAUGCGCAAUGAAGCCUCUUGAACAGGGAGGUGUGGUCGACAAAAAACUCAACGUCUACGGCACCGAAAACCUCAAAUGUGUCGACCUCAGUAUCCGCCCUGGCAAUCUCGGUGCCAACACCUACUCCGCUGCCCUGCUCAUAGGCGAGAAAGCGGCGGAUUUACUUUGUGAAGAGCUUGGCAUCAAAGUAAGAAUUCCUCAUGCCCCAGUCCCACACGCCCCUGCCCUGCGAGGUGUUGCAGCAACCCAGGUUCGGUAA